AUGCUUGGCGAUGUAUGGGAACCCAGUGACGUCUGGACCGGCAUCUCCGACCAGAGCCGGAGGAAGAAGCUGCAAAACAAGCUCAAUCAGCGUGCUUACCACUGCGAUGACCACGACCUGUCGCUGUCAGCUCCAGGCCAAGACAGUAUCUUACCAACGCUCCUCGGCGGAUGUGCGCUCAUAAGAUGCCCACAAAGGCUUUCUCUUGCCCAAAGCCGCGCCAAAGAAUUAUACGAGGGCUACUCACUCCACGCGUCGCGGCCCUCGGCACUGCACGUCCUCGUCCGCCUGCGCGUCCUCGCAGCCCUAGCCCACAACGCCGCCGCCAUGGGGUUUCCCCCGCAAGGCCUCUGCCGCGAUGACUUCAUUUCUCCAUACAAUUUGAGCGGACCUCUCGAGCUAGAGAACUUUGAUUUGACGACGCCCGGCCGCGAGAGCCUUCGUCCGACGCACCUCCAGAGGACAGUCCUUCACCACCCCUGGAUCGACCUCUUCCCGUUCCCCGUCUUCCGAGACGACGUGCUGCUUGCGAUGGAGUCUGGGUUGGUGGAUGACGAUCAGCUGUGUGCUGAUAUCCUCGAGGUGAAGGAUGAAGACUUGGCUGGCAGGCCGUCGCUCAUCGUCUGGGGCCAGUCGUGGGAUUGUAUGGCGUGGGAGGCGAACGAGGCCUUCUUUCGGAAAUGGGGUGAGAAAAUCACUAAUAGGUCGCGUCCUUCCAGCGUGGGCAAGUCCGGCCUCAAGGUGUCCCAGAUCAUCCUCGGCUGCAUGAGCUUCGGCGACAAGAACUGGCAACCAUGGCUCCUCGACCAGGCCGAGGCUCUCCCCAUCCUCAAGCACGCCUUCGACCGGGGCAUCAACGCCUGGGACGUUGCCGACACCUACUCGAACGGCCGGUCCGAGGAGAUCGUCGGCGCCGCCAUCCGGGAGUACAACAUCCCGCGCUCGAAGCUCGUUGUCAUGUCCAAGUGCUUCCAGUUCGUCGACGACGCGCGGGGCCCCAUCGACCCGGCCACCCUGACCAGCAACGACGGCCCGCGCGUCAACCAGGUCGGGCUGUCGCGGAAGCACAUCCUCGACGCCGUGGACCGCAGCGUCGAGAGGCUGGGGACGCAUAUCGACGUGCUGCAGAUCCAUCGCAUGGAUCGGGAUGUGUCGCCGGAGGAGAUUAUGAAGGCGCUGAAUGAUGUUGUGGAGAGUGGGAAAGUGCGGUAUAUUGGUGCUAGUUCGAUGGCAGCAUGGGAGUUCCAGAUGCUCCAGAACGUCGCGAAGCAGAACGGCUGGCACCAGAUCAUCUCCAUGCAAGGCCUCUACAACCUCCUCUACCGCGAGGAGGAGCGCGAGAUGAACCCGUACUGCAACGCCGCCAGCGUCGGCCUCUUCCCGUGGUCGCCCCUCGCCGCCGGCGUCCUCGCGCACCCGUGGACCGACCGCUCCGACCCCAGAGAGCAGAAGGACCCGUUCCUCCAGAUGCUCUUCCGCGGCGUCGAGAACGGCGCCGACAGGGCGAUUGUCGGACGGGUGGAGGAGCUCGCAGCAAAGAAGGGGGUCGCGAUGGCCCAGAUUGCGCAGGCGUGGCUGAUUUCGAAGGGGUGCAUGCCGGUUUGCGGGCUGGAGACGCGGGAGAGGAUUGACCAGGCCCUCGGGGCGUUGGAGGUGAAGUUGAGCGAGGAGGAGGUGCAGUAUCUUGAAGAAAUGUAUGUUCCGAAAUUGCCCAUGCCGUUUUAG
Messenger RNA from Colletotrichum gloeosporioides, 1725 nucleotides. RefSeq names its product Versiconal hemiacetal acetate reductase. NCBI's taxonomy places the organism in Eukaryota, Fungi, Ascomycota, Sordariomycetes, Glomerellales, Glomerellaceae. The record is from RefSeq and is a predicted model, not a curated record. Bases 1 to 1725 code for a protein of 574 amino acids. The transcript has 4 exons.